AUGGCAACUAGAUAUGCGAGAGCCGAGGAAGGUCGCCUCUCCCUCCUUGAGAUCCCAAAGGCUGAUCCAGAGCAUAAUAAGGCCAAGGCCAAGGACGUGAAUCGCAAGGGCCCAGUUGUGCUCGCGGCCGAACCUGAGAUGAAGCACGGUUGCGACCACCCAAAUUCCUCCAAGGGUAGCCGCCCGUUAUGCGUCUUCCACAACUGCUACCGCCGCCUCCCACCAUGUGGGCCCACCAAGCCCAUCUCCAGCCCGCCCGAGCCCAUCUGGGCCCGAGCGCGCCGUCACCCCCGCGCCCGCUCGCCGGGGCUCGCCGGACUUCGCCGGCCGCAUCGCCGGAGCUCCCCGCCGCCCCGCCGCAUGCCGCUCCUCCUCCCCAGCGCCGCCUCCAUGCCGCAGCACGCGCGCCGCCCCGCCGUCCAACGCGCCCGCGCCUCCGCCCGCCGCCGUGCCUCGCCCCACCGCCGAGCGCCCGCGCCGCACCGCCUCCGCCGCGCCCUCGCGCCGCCGCCGCUCUCCGCCGCCGCUCACCGGAGCACCGGCACUUCGCUGUCGCCGCCUGGCGAGAUCAGGAGGAGCCCGAUCCCGUCCCGCCGCCCGUUGACCGCGCGUGCCCCACGCGUCGGCCGCAUCCCCUCUGGCCCAGUGGGUGGCAGCCCCGCUCCGGCCCAGCAUGCCCCAAGGCCCAGCCGAUCCGCGUCCUCCGUCCUAGGCUUGGCCCAUGGUGAGCCACCCACUUUUCCUCGCUCAUGCGACGUUUAG
Aegilops tauschii subsp. strangulata is the source of this 762-nucleotide messenger RNA. NCBI's taxonomy places the organism in Eukaryota, Viridiplantae, Streptophyta, Magnoliopsida, Poales, Poaceae. The record is from RefSeq and is a predicted model, not a curated record.